Molecule: messenger RNA, 1386 nt
Organism: Protobothrops mucrosquamatus (brown spotted pit viper)
Lineage: Eukaryota; Metazoa; Chordata; Lepidosauria; Squamata; Viperidae
Gene: CELF3
Product: CUGBP Elav-like family member 3
Exons: 13
Coding region: 25-1386 (453 amino acids)
Biological process (GO): mRNA splice site recognition; regulation of alternative mRNA splicing, via spliceosome
Cellular component (GO): nucleus; cytoplasm; ribonucleoprotein complex
Molecular function (GO): mRNA binding
Source: RefSeq, a predicted model, not a curated record
CCGGGACGACCAUCCUAAAUACCAAUGAAGGAACCGGAUGCCAUCAAACUUUUCAUCGGACAGAUCCCUCGGAAUUUAGACGAGAAGGACCUCCGGCCGAUUUUCGAGCAGUUUGGCAAAAUCUACGAAUUGACGGUCAUCAAAGAUAAAUACACCGGCAUGCACAAAGGAUGCGCCUUCCUGACGUACUGUGCCCGGGAAUCCGCCCUCAAGGCCCAAAGCGCACUGCAUGAGCAGAAGACCCUGCCCGGGAUGAACCGGCCGAUCCAGGUGAAACCUGCAGACAGCGAAAGUAGGGGAGGUUCUUUGUGUCUUCCAGAAGACAGGAAGCUGUUUGUGGGCAUGCUGGGCAAACAGCAGACCGAUGAAGACGUGCGGAAAAUGUUUGAGCCUUUCGGGACGAUUGACGAAUGCACGGUACUCCGGGGUCCAGAUGGCACCAGCAAAGGCUGCGCCUUUGUGAAGUUCCAAAUGCACGCAGAAGCCCAGGCGGCCAUCAGUACGUUGCACGGGAGCCGCACGUUGCCGGGCGCCUCUUCCAGCCUGGUGGUGAAGUUUGCAGACACGGAGAAGGAACGGGGUCUCAGGCGGAUGCAGCAGGUGGCCAACCAACUGGGCAUGUUCAGCCCCAUCGCGCUGCAGUUCGGGGCGUACAGCGCCUACACUCAGGCCCUCAUGCACCAGCAGGCCGCCCUGGUCGCCGCCCACUCUGCCUACCUCAACCCCAUGGCAGCCGUGCAGAUGCAGCAGAUGGCCACCCUCGCCCCCAACGGCCUCAUCGCCACCCCCAUCACCCCUUCCUCAGGAAGCAGCACGCCACCUACCCUCGCGGCCACCCCGGUCUCUGCCAUCCCGGCCACCCUCAGCGUCAACGGCUACAGCCCCGUGGCCACGCAGAGCACGGGCCAAGCGGCCUCCGAGGGGCUCUACACCAAUGGCGUCCACUCCUUUCCAGCGCAGAGCUCAGCCACGCCCCUUGACCCCUUGCAACAGGCCUACGCCGGGAUGCAACAUUACACAGCUGCCUACCCUACAGCCUACGGACUGGUCAGCACUGCCUUUCCCCAACAGCCCGCCAUCAUAACCCAGCAGGCUCCCCCACAGCAGAGAGAAGGUCCUGAAGGGUGCAACAUCUUCAUUUAUCACUUGCCGCAGGAGUUCACCGACUCGGAGAUCUUACAGAUGUUCCUCCCCUUUGGGAACGUCAUUUCGGCCAAAGUUUUUGUCGACCGAGCGACCAAUCAGAGUAAAUGCUUCGGAUUCGUAAGUUUCGACAAUCCCGCCAGCGCGCAAGCCGCCAUCCAGGCCAUGAACGGCUUCCAGAUUGGGAUGAAACGGUUGAAGGUGCAGUUAAAACGCCCCAAAGACGCCAACCGGCCGUAUUGA